Molecule: messenger RNA, 1533 nt
Organism: Laetiporus sulphureus 93-53
Lineage: Eukaryota; Fungi; Basidiomycota; Agaricomycetes; Polyporales; Laetiporaceae
Product: cytosine-purine permease
Exons: 12
Coding region: 1-1533 (510 amino acids)
Biological process (GO): transmembrane transport
Cellular component (GO): plasma membrane
Molecular function (GO): transmembrane transporter activity
Source: RefSeq, a predicted model, not a curated record
AUGGACCCUCUGGCGACAAUAGAGUCAAUCGACGAUGACAAGAAGUCUAGCAUCGUUCUCGAGGAUCCUGGAGAGCACGUAACGCUCACGCGACCAUGGACUCAGAGGCUUUUUGAUAAAGUGACUUUCGUCUUCACCCGCUGGGGUAUCGAGACCAAUGGGAUCGAUCCGAUUCCGCCAGCCCAACGAACCGAUACCAGACUGUAUCAGAUGUUCUUCGUGUGGUUCUCAGCCAACAUGAAUGUCCUCUCCUUCGGUACAGGAUCGUCGGGGCCAGCUUUCUAUGGCCUUAGCCUCCGUCAAUCGUUGAUAACUCUACUGGUUGUCGAUCUCAUAUCUUGUGCUGUACCGGCUUACUUUGCAAUAUUUGGACCUAAGCUUGGCAUGCGAUCCAUGGUUCAAGCUCGUUACACUUGGGGAUACUUUGGGGCCAUGCUACCAAGUGCUUUGAACGUAUUUUCGAUGGAAGGCUUUCUCGUCCUCGACUGCAUCAUUGGAGGGCAGAUGCUAGCCAGUGUCUCUGACGGGCAUUUGAACGACACGCUUGGUAUUGUCAUUAUUGGUCUCAUAUCCCUAGCCGUGACCUUCUUCGGCUACAGGGUUAUUCACUGGUAUGAGAGUAUAGCCUGGAUACCCAACGUGAUCGCAUUCAUCAUCAUGCUGGGAAUCGGAGGCAAGCAUCUGGUCGACGCUCCCGCCUCAGGACCUGUCUCCCCAGCGAUGGUGAUUACCUAUGGUACGACGGUGGCCUCGAGUGUCAUCAGUUGGUGCACGAUGACGCCUGACUAUGGCGUGUACCAUAUCCCGAACGCUUCUAGAUUCCGGAUCUUCGCAUACACCUAUCUCGGGUUCUUCAUCGCGAGCAUUGUGUCGCACAUGCUUGGCGCCGCCUUCGCUGCCUCUGCGCUAUCAGAUCCCACUUGGGAGACAGGCUUCGCCAAUGGUAACAGCGUUGGUGGUCUCGUUGAGGCAGUACUGUCACCUGCAGGCAACUUCGGCAAGUUCGUCACGGUGUUGGUCGCGCUUUCCAUUCCUAGUGCCUGCGCUCCGACGAUGUAUACAUUCGCAUCGAGUUUGAUGAGUAUCAGCUAUUACUUCGCGAAGGUGCCGAGGUAUAUCUUUGCAAUCAUCUCUGCGGCAAUCCUCAUUCCCGUCGCCAUCGUCGGUGCCACCCGUUUCUACGCUACGUUCACUGAUGUCCUUAGCAUUAUCGGCUACUGGAGCAUCGUGCAUGGAGUCAUGGUUCUAGUCGAGCACUUUCUGUUCCGCAAGGUCAACUUUGCAGCAUACAAUUUGGAAGACUGGAACCGUCCACGUCGACUUACGCCCGGGAUUGCAGCCAUGUCCACAUUCCUCUGCGCAUUCGGCAUCAUCAUCCCGUGCAUGAAUCAGGCAUGGUACGUCGGUCCUAUUGCGAAGGCCGGUAGUGGGGAUAUUGGCAUCAUUGUGGGUAGCUGUGUAGUGUGCAUUUUAUAUCCUGUGUUGAGAUCUGUGGAGAGAAUGUUCUCGAAGGAGACGAAGACGGUGGCGUAG